AUGGCGGCGGAGAAAGAUAACGACGAAAAUAAGCCAAAUAGAAGGAGUACUGUCUGCAAUAUUGUGAUCAAGCAUGAACCGCAUUCCCAAGCACACCCUGUCAUUUUCAACCCUGAUUUCUUUGUGGAGAAACUGAGACACGAGAAGCCGGACAUGUUCACGGAGCUGGUGUUGAGUAAUAUCACGCGCCUAAUCGAUCUGCCAGGAGCGGAAUUCGCACAGCUGCAGGGAGAGGUCGACCCUAAGCUUCCAACUGCUUCUGGUUUCUUUCGCUCAUUCAACUUCUUAAAACGAAAAGGCAAAGGAGUUGUAUUUGGAGCACCGUUAACUGAAGAAGGAAUUGCUCAAAUCUACCAACUUAUUGAGUACCUUGGGAGAAACCUGCAUGUGGAGGGUUUGUUCCGCGUGCCGGGCAACAGCCUCAGACAGCAGGCCCUCAGGGAGAUGCUCAACAGCGGAGUGGACAUUGACCUAGAGACGGGGGACUACCACCCCAAUGACGUAGCCUCCGUGCUCAAGGCCUUCCUGGGAGAACUGCCAGAACCUCUGCUGACUCACCGCCAUUAUCACGCUCAUCUUAAAAUAGCCGACCUGACUUUGUUUGAUGAGAAGGGUAACAAGACAUCAUUGCCAGAUAAAGAUCGUCAGAUCGAAGCUUUGCAGCUCCUGCUUACGCUGCUGCCUCCUGUGAAUCGCAGUCUUCUCAAACUACUGCUUGACCUGCUGUACCAGACCGCCAAGCAACAAGACAAGAACAAAAUGUCUGCUCUCAACCUGGCUCUCAUGUUUGCUCCACACAUCAUCUGGCCAAAAAACGUCACUGCCAACAAUCUACAUGACAAUAUAAAUAAACUGAACAACUGCAUCGCCUUUCUAAUCAAACAUUCACAGAAACUUUUUCGGGCGCCAGUUUACAUCAAUGAAUACGCACACAGGCAUUACGCGAAAUCGGGCACCCUCCUGUCAAAGGAUGACAUGGAGCUGCGUGGAGCAGUCAGCCAUGGCUUGCAGUCGUUUAAGAGGAGCUGUGAGGAGGCUGCAGACGGCAGCAGCCAGGAGCACACUCAGGAGGCUCUGAGAGAACUCUUCCAGCACGUUAACAACAUGCCUGAGUCGGCCAAAAAAAAGAGGCUUAUUCGACAGUUUAAUAAACAGGGCACCCCAGGAACUCCAGUCCAUGAGAGUCCAUCACCUUUCAACAGGAACCAUCAGCGCUCACGUUCUUUUGGAGGACUGAUCAAGAGAAAGGUGUUGGGAAACCAGUUUACGGCAGAGAAGGCUGGGACAGUGAUGAGCCAGCCUAAAGAGAGAACCAAAGAAACUGUCUCCUCAUCUCAGAGAAAAGUCUGUCUGUCACCCACCCUGCAGCCUGACGUCUAA
Chanos chanos (milkfish) is the source of this 1380-nucleotide messenger RNA. Its product is annotated as rho GTPase-activating protein 19-like. The coding region runs from base 1 to 1380 and encodes 459 amino acids. NCBI's taxonomy places the organism in Eukaryota, Metazoa, Chordata, Actinopteri, Gonorynchiformes, Chanidae. Gene Ontology annotation, cellular component: cytoplasm. The record is from RefSeq and is a predicted model, not a curated record. The transcript has 11 exons. Gene Ontology annotation, biological process: signal transduction; regulation of small GTPase mediated signal transduction. Gene Ontology annotation, molecular function: GTPase activator activity.